Anoplopoma fimbria (sablefish) is the source of this 2280-nucleotide messenger RNA. RefSeq names its product slc25a1 solute carrier family 25 member 1b (gene slc25a1b). The record is from RefSeq and is a predicted model, not a curated record. The coding region runs from base 70 to 1029 and encodes 319 amino acids. Lineage: Eukaryota; Metazoa; Chordata; Actinopteri; Perciformes; Anoplopomatidae. The transcript is spliced from 8 exons. Gene Ontology annotation, biological process: mitochondrial citrate transmembrane transport.
AACACUGACUCGACGUUAUCACCUCCAGAGCACCGCGGAGCUGGAGCAGGUCUGGUUCUCUCUCUAGUCAUGUCCGGACAACCAGGGUUCGUGAGCCCGUUCUGCAGACCCAGGUGUCUGGCCGCUGCUGCUGCUGCUCCGGCGGGCAAAGCCAAGCUCACACACCCGGGGAAGGCGAUCCUGGCCGGAGGGAUAGCCGGAGGCAUCGAGAUCUGCAUCACCUUCCCCACAGAGUACGUGAAAACACAGCUGCAGCUGGACGAGAAGGCCAACCCUCCCAAAUACAAAGGCAUCUCGGACUGUGUGAAGCAGACGGUGAACGGUCAUGGGGUGAAGGGUCUCUACAGAGGGCUGAGCUCUCUGGUGUACGGGUCCAUACCUAAAGCAGCCGUCAGAUUCGGGGUGUUUGAGUUCAUCAGUAAUAAGAUGAGGGACGAAAACGGAAAACUUGACAGCAAGCGAGGAUUAAUCUGUGGCCUCGGAGCCGGAGUCGCUGAGGCCGUGUUGGUAGUUUGUCCCAUGGAGACUGUUAAGGUGAAAUUCAUCCACGAUCAGACAUCAGCGAACCCAAAGUACAAGGGAUUCUUCCACGGAGUGAGGGAGAUCAUUAGAGUUGAAGGACUGAAGGGGACGUACCAGGGCCUGACAGCCACCGUGCUGAAACAAGGCUCCAACCAGGCCAUCCGCUUCUACGUCAUGACGUCUCUGAGGAACUGGUACAAAGGCGACGACACCAACAAAUCCAUUAACCCUUUGAUAACCGGACUGUUCGGAGCCGUGGCCGGAGCUGCCAGCGUGUUCGGAAACACUCCCCUGGAUGUCAUAAAGACCAGGAUGCAGGGUCUGGAAGCUCACAAGUACAAAAGCACGCUGGACUGCGCCGCCAAGAUCAUGAAGCACGAAGGACCGAUGGCGUUCUACAAAGGUACCGUUCCCCGGCUGGGUCGGGUGUGCAUGGACGUGGCCAUCGUCUUCAUCAUCUACGAGGAAGUCGUGAAGGUCCUCAACAAAGUUUGGAAGACGGACUGAAACCUUCACAGACAGCAGGAGUUUUAGGACACCCAUUCACAUUAACAGUCUAGGUUCUAAUAUCUACCUCUACGUGAUUUACAGAGAGCAGAGAAAGGGAUUGGUAUGUUCUUUGGUUUUUAUUUAUAACACAGCUAAUACAAGUGGAAGCGUUAUCUGCAUGAAAAAGAAAAAGAAAAAGCUCCAGAGUGCAGAGUCGCUGCUUACACUUGUUAUUUUUCCUUAAAAUUCCAAAAAGGUGAAGUUCCUUUAAGAGCUCAGGGAAAAAGGAACGCAGCAUUUAUUCAGAUUGAGUACUAAUGUUUUAUAUAAUUAAUAUAAAGAGAAACCAAUACCCGACAUAAUGUGAUUUAGACACUGUAGACAAAGACAUUAUACUUGAAAUGAGAGAUUAUACCAGAGAUGAAAAUUUUUAAAAGCCCUCGUUAUAUGCAAGAAGUAGAUUUCUUUCUUAAAGACUUUUCAAAACAAGUAUUUCAUUCAGAAUCUGAUGAAAUAAUUUAUAUUCAGAUGUCUUAUGCCGGUUUUUUUAUUAAUUAUGCCACACGUGUACACAAGUUCUUUUAGAAAUGCACAUUUCCACUAAACAGGAGUAAAGGUGUUCACUUUUGAGUUGCAGAGAUUGUUUUUAAAUCAAUUAACUAAAAAAAAGUGCCUAUGUAUUGAUUUUGAGGUCUUUUGAGAUAAAGAAUGAUUGAAUGUUGUUCGUGCUUUAGUCACUACAGUUGUUUUAAUAAUGUUGCACACGGUGUGGUGGUGCCAGAUGUUUCAUUCCAAGCAGUUUCUGAGGUAUUCCAGAGAUGUUCUUCUCUUCUAAAUGAAUCAAAACUGUUUUCCAAUGAAUUUUUGCUUUUGCAUUUUAAAUUGCCUUUAUUGACUCAACAUUCCUGUUUGAGAAGUGCCAUUAAAAGUGCCUUCCAUCUCAUUCCAGGAAGGACGAGUGUUUGAGGAUAGCGUUUUAUUGCAGAUUCUGUUUUAAAAUUUGUAACUUUUAAUUAUUGCCUUUUUAUUUUUUUAAACCAACCGACGAGCCAAUGUGCCAAUUGCUGCUCAAAGCAAUGUUUUAAACUGGAGUCUGGCAUGCAAUGCUACUAAUUGUUUUACAAAUGUUUACUCCAGCUUGCAUACAUGUAGACUCAAUCUCAUUUUUUUUUUCAUAUUAAGACAUGAAAAAGUAUUCCAGUAGUUAAAACGAAGUAUUGUGCCUUCAGUCUAAUUAAUUCUAACAAAUAAACAUUCAAUCAGACCGUU